Notothenia coriiceps (black rockcod) is the source of this 5954-nucleotide messenger RNA. RefSeq names its product ankyrin repeat domain 52b (gene ankrd52b). The record is from RefSeq and is a predicted model, not a curated record. Gene Ontology annotation, molecular function: protein binding. The transcript is spliced from 28 exons. NCBI's taxonomy places the organism in Eukaryota, Metazoa, Chordata, Actinopteri, Perciformes, Nototheniidae. Bases 127 to 3261 code for a protein of 1044 amino acids.
UAACGUUACACAUCACAUAUCCCAGCAGCUAACUUAGCUAAAGCUAGGCUAACUAGCUGCUACAGAGUGACAUGUAGUCAACUUUACAACCAGUCUCAAUGAAGGAGCUUCCACAGUGAUUUGGACAUGGAGAUAAGAAAUAUCAAAGACCAGUCUCCAUUGGUCCAGGCUAUUUUUAGCCGAAACACAGAAGAAGUGAAAUUUUUAUUGGACCAUAAUGAAGAUGUCAAUUCUUUGGACCAAGAACAAAGCUCACCCCUUCAUGCUGCCGCCUAUUCGGGGGAUGUCCAAACUAUGGACCUACUUAUUACUUCUGGUGCAAAAGUCAACGCUAAGGACCGGGGUUUGCUGACUCCCUUACAUCGAGCAGCAGCCUCUAGAAAUGAAAAAGCUGUUGAACUGUUACUGAAGCACGGAGCAAAGGUCAACCCUCAGGACAAGUACUGGCAUACACCUUUACACAUGGCAGCUGCAAAGUGGGCCACAGGCUGUGCGGAAGCUCUGAUACCACACAUGUGCAGCAUGGAUGUUGCUGACAGGUCAGGGAGGACGCCACUGCAUCACGCAGCGCACAGCGGCCAUGAAGAGAUGGUGAACUUGCUCCUUAAAAAAGGUGCCACUGUGAGUGCCAAAGAUAAGAAGGAAAGGCAGGCAAUUCACUGGGCUGCAUACCUCGGACAUGUGGAUGUUGUUAAGCUUCUUGUGUCAAACGGUGCGGAUGUGACGUGCAAGGACAAACACGGUUACACUCCGCUCCAUGCUGCAGCUGCCAGUGGACAGUUAGACAUGGUCAAAUACCUGUUGAGACUGGUGGUGGAGACUGAUGAACCUAACACCUUUGGGAGCACAGCGCUGCACAUGGCCUGUCACACGGGGCAGGACGCUGUGGCCUCUGAGCUGGUCAACUGUGGUGCCAACAUCAAUCUGCCCAACCACCAUGGCAGCACGCCACUACACCUGUCUGCCGCCUCUUCCAGCGGGGUGCUGUGUCUCGAGCUGCUAAUUAACAACGGUGCUGAUGUCAACGUGCAGAAUAAAGAAGGGAAAAGCCCUCUGCAUAUGGCCGCAAUGCACGGGCGCUUCACAGGCUCUCAGAUUCUGAUCCAAAAUGGUGGGGAGAUCGACUGCGCUGAUAUGUUUGGAAACACCCCUCUUCAUGUUGCUGCCAGAUAUGGUCAGGAGCUGCUGAUCAGCACUCUGCUGACCAACGGUGCUGAUAAGACCCAACAGGGUAUUCAUGGGAUGCUUCCACUGCAUUUGGCAGCGCUCUACGGAUAUCCAGACUGCUGUCGAAAGUUAUUGUCCAAUGGCCAGUUUUACAUCAUGCCGUCUCAAGUGCCGUCAGCAGGGGAUGAUAUUAACGUCUUAGACGACCAUGGAAGGACCUGCCUGCAUGCAGCUGCCUCUGGAGGAAAUGUAGACUGUCUGAACUUGCUGUUGAAUAGUGCCAAUGCCGAUCUGGAUGCAAAGGAUCAUUUGGGGCGAUCUCCUCUGCACUACACUGCAGCUAACGGGAACAGCCAGUGCACCAUCUCCAUGGUGAGAGCCGGCGCUGCUGUCAAUGAGCUGGACCUGACGGGCUGCAGCCCCCUGCACUACGCCGCCGCUUCACACACCUUUUGUGGGGGGGAGACGAACUCUGAGUCUGAACACAGUGAGGGAAAGGAACACGAAGCCUCUCUGUGUUUAGAUUUCUUGCUUGACAGCGGGGCAAACCCAACUCUGAAGAACAGUAAGGGUUACAGCGCCGUCCACUAUGCAGCAGCAUAUGGGAACAAACAGCACCUGGAACUGCUCCUGGAGAUUUCAUUCAACUGUCUAGAAGAGGUUGAGAGUAAUAUUCCAGUCAGUCCUCUGCACUUAGCUGCGUAUUAUGGUCACUGUGAUGCACUGCGUUUGCUUUGUGAGACCCUUGUGAGUCUGGAUGUGCGGGACAUUGAAGGCAGGACGGCCCUCCACCUGGCCGCUCAGAGAGGCUUUGCCCCGUGUGUGGAGGUGCUGCUGAAGCACCAAGCCUCUUUCUCCCUGAAGGAGCAGAAGCGCAGGUGGACGGCUCUCCAUGCUGCAGCUGCUGAAGGCCACAUGGACUGUUUGCUGUUAUUGGUCAAUGAAGAACAAAGUGCUGAAGUCAUCGACAGUCCUGAUACACAGGGAAAGACGGCUCUCAUGCUUGCAGCUCUGGGAUGUCACACCGACUGUGUCCACAUCUUGUUGGAGAAAGGAGCAAAGGCUGACUCUGCGGACAAGAAGGGCUUCACUGCAUUACACAGAGCUGCGAUGUUAGGCAGUGAGGACUGUGCCUCUGCUCUGUUGGAGCACGGGGCCUCUGCGCUGUGUAGAGACUCUCAGGGAAGGACCCCGCUGCACCUCGUAGCGUCCCGCGGCCACGCAGAGCUGCUCCGGACUCUGCUGAAGGCUGCUGUGAAAGCUGACCCUCUGGACUCCAUACUGGACUUCAGAGGCUACACGCCCACACACUGGGCUGCUCACUACGGGCAUGAAGGAUGUUUACAGAUUUUACUUGAGAACAAGCUUUUUAGCAACCAGGAGGGACAUUUCUUCACUGCAUUGCACUGUGCUCUAGUAAAUGGACAUGACGUUGCUGCUGGACUGAUAGUGAAGACUGUUGGCCCUCAAAUAGUUAAAGUUAGCGAUGCCAAAGGAAGGACCCCAUUGCAUGCGGCUGGUCAUUCAGGAAACGUUGCCGGGCUCCAGCUGGUCCUGGAUCAGGGAGCGGACAUCAACGCUGUGGAUCUCUGUGGAUGCUCUGCAGUGAUGGUUGCUGCUGACUGUGGACAGACUCAGGCUGUUGAGUUCUUGCUGCACAAAGCGAAGCCAGACCUGACGCUGGUGGAUGUCAAUAGUAACACUGCCCUUCACUUAGCCUGCAGCAAGGGUCAUGAGAUGUGUGCCCUGUUGAUCCUCGGAGAGAUCAACGACUCUUCCCUCAUAAAUGCAGCAAACGACACUCUCCAAAUGCCUCUUCACAUAGCAGCAAGGAAAGGCCUGACCACUGUAGUGCAGGUGUUAUUGGGCAGAGGAGCCGCGGUGAUGGCUGUCGAUCAGGAAGGCCACACACCGGCUCUUGCUUGCGCCCCAAACAAGAAUGUGGCGGACUGUCUCGCCCUGAUCCUCUCCACCAUGAAGCCUUUCCCCCCCAGAGAGGCCGGCACCGGUACAGCCUCUCAUUUCAGCCCCAUCCUGAAGAACUGCGGCAUCACUGCCAGCUGUGGGUCCAGCGGUAACCUCUGUCACGCCUAACACAGCAGCCGCAUGUCCUGUAGGCGUGUCACCAUAAUUACUGCUGCUUUACAAGAUAUCGCUGAUAUAAUUGUCAUUUUAAGACCAUUUUAUGCCACUUAUAUAAUGACGAUAUAAAAGCAUAAUAAUGCAAGUAUCCCAUUUUAAAGAGCAAUGGAGUAAAUUGAGAAUUAAGAAUUCAAACAUAAACUAAAACCACACAACCCAAAAAAAAAAAAUGAAAUUGACUCUCGGGCUCAGCAUACAAAAUUGCACUUAAAUUAAUAUAGAACAUUUGGCACGGGGGUAUAGAGAAUAGUUCAUUCCUUAGCUUAAACCCAAAAUGUUCCCACACCAGAGCUUUAUAGUGCAACUUUGAAACCAAGUCUAUUUGGAUCUUUCGUCUUAUUCUUUCAAACCUUUUUGUCUGGUCAGUAGACGUCAGGAAAAACACCAACAAGCCUCGAAAUGUACCUACCCGUGUGUGUGUGUGUGUGUGUGUGUGUGUGUGUCGCUGUGUGACGGAAACAACCUCAACCAACAUUUUUUUUUUUUCUGUUUACAGAAUUGGGGCUUUGAAUUCUUAUAAGGGUCGGAAAAAGCGUGUUAUUUUGGCAUCAUGUUAGCUAAAAUAUUAAUGUCCACCUUAUGAUAACAAAUAUGCAUGUUAACACAAGCGGCAAAAUCAAAGUCGGCAAGAAUGAUCAAAGACAUGUCCAUAUAUCAUACGAUAAGCUUCUAAUGUAAUUACGCAAGAGGCCUUAGUGGGCUGUGGGCAGGUGUACAAUGGAGUGAAAUUUCACUCUGGUGUAACACAAAGUCUAUACACACACACACGUCCAGGAUCAUGCCUCGUUUCUUCUCUAGCACGUGAUGACAGCUGCCUGCACAUUAUGUGCUUAUGCACUAGCAGCAUCGAUUGCUUCUCUAAAAUCUAGUCUUACACAUUACUAAUAUUAGCAGACCUCUUAGAUUAUAUAUAUGCCACGUGAGUUGAGUUUAGCACACGCGUAUGUUAUUUUAAUGAAGUACUAACCAUUUGAAUGAGAGGGAGUUUUCACAUGAGCACACGACACAUCCUCUCCACUUGAAUCCCGUCCGCUGUCAGUAUUGGGGCAAAGUCUCGUUAACCAGCAAAGCCUGAAAUCUGCAUGUUUGUCUUCAGAUGAUACACGUGCAAGAGUACUCGGAUGGUUGUGUGGUAGUGUUGCGUGUGUGUGAGCUAUUUUGCAUAUUAGACAUUGCUUCCUAAUAUACUUGUUUAAAAAAAAAAAAUAGGUGCUUUAAACCUUUUAUGCAAUUAAUAGGACUAUUUUUCUAUCCUAUCGUGAGUGUAGCAGACAGUAAGCUGAUAUGAAAAACCUUAUUAUUCUAAUAUUAUCAUGAUUUAUACAAGUUACAUUUCAGUUUAGUAAAGUCACAAGCAUGUCUAUAGUAGUAGUUAUAUAGUUUACAGAGUCUAGUGUAUAUAUAGUUCUAACUUUGUAUACGUUUAAAUGAAGCUAACCUUUUAAUUGUGUUAUCCUGAAAAUCCCAAAUUAUUGAGAAUUAACCUCAGGUCUGCGUACUGUACUGUGGGUGCAAUAAAAAGCAUAUUUGAGCUAUACGUUGCAUAACAAAUGUAUGACGGGAGUAUCACAUAAGCCAGAUAUGAAAAAUGUCUAUAUGAACCAUUGAAAGCACAGGAAAAAAAAAAUAUUUCAGUCUCUGAGCUUAACAAUCUUUAGCAAAUGUGUCAUUUCAUUUUCUUUUUCAAUAUCUUUAACUAGAGAUUCAUUUCAUUAUUGAUUUAGUUUUGAAUAGUUUAUUUUUUUCAUGAUUAAGUUCACAUUAAGUUUUAAAAACCCAAGUUGACACCUUUUGAAAUGUUUUCUUCGUCAGCAGUCUAAAACCCAAAGAUAUUUAAUUUCCAUGGAUUUCAAAAUAACAAGAGCAGCAAAUCCAACAUCUUUAAGAAACUGUAACCAGAACAUUUUUGUUUGACAAAUUACUAAAAAAUGUUUAUAAUCAAAUUGCCAAUUAAAUAUUUAGUUGGUCAACCUGUAAAUUAAAUGUUUCAGCAAUUGUUUGUAAAUCUAUUGUCAUUAUAAUGUUAUCAGUGUGCAGUUAACUUUGGGAAAAUAAACCACUUGCAUCUAAGGACUCUAACAAUCACUGUGAAACACGAAGAAAUAUAAAAGUAUAUUAUUGAAUACAUAACAGCAUUUAACAGUUAUUUAUUAAUAGUUUUUCACCUUUUAAAUAAAUCAGCAAUAAAUUGAGGUUUGCUUUCAAUAUUUGUUUCCUUUUUAUAUUUUGACAGUUGUGCACACACAGACUUAGAUAUUUGCUAAAUUGUAUUUUUCCCUAGUAAAAUGUACUAUGUUAUCUAAAGAUGGCUUUAAACUAUUUGCACUCCGACAUUAAAGUUUACAUAGUGUCCUUAGGUUUAUGCAAAUAUACAACAUUUAAAAGUGCAUUUUACAACGUUACCUUUCAUGAGACACUAAAUCAAUUGGGGCUUUUUGUUUCAUUUGAGAAAAUGGUUUGACAUUUCUAAAUGCAAGCACAGUGAAAUGAUUAAUGUUUGUCUUUAGCAAGUGCUCUUUCCCAAACUGUGUGUCUUCUGUACUUUUUACUGAGAUUUCAGGGUGUAUCUCCCAGCUUGAGUACUCUGUGAUCUAGUUGUGGAUGGCAUUGAUAUGAGAGAACAUAAAUAAAUCACUUCCACGAGA